Messenger RNA from Pieris macdunnoughi, 234 nucleotides. The record is from the annotation of a GenBank genome assembly. Lineage: Eukaryota; Metazoa; Arthropoda; Insecta; Lepidoptera; Pieridae.
AUGCCAAUAGCGUUCGCUAGGCGUCGACAUUCGCUAAAGCCUCCUCCAAUGCCGGCCGGGGUUAGGUUUAUCCGUUAUCCGCGCAGAUUAGGCGCGAGCCGGCGGGGCGGGUUGGAGCCACGCCCACCGGUCGAUGGCUCGCUAGUCGCUCGGCUCACUUGGCUGAUGGCAUUGUGCCGUUAUCUGCGGGAGACGCAGCACGCUCAUCCGGCACUCGCAGAUAAGCAACGGUGA